UUAUACACGGCUAGUAAUGGAGGUCAUCCAAUUUGCUCAGUCAUCCUGGAAACAAUGGCGAAUAGCACUUCCUCAGCAUCUCUGCUCAGUAAAUACCAAGAGUACCUGGACAGAGCUGCAGGUCUGAACCGCACAGAGGACCAUGCUCCCCUCUCCCUCCCUCCUAAAUUUAGUGUCGGCAUCGUGGGGGGUGGAAUGUCUGGCUUAUAUUCAGCGAUUCUUUUACAGCAACACUUUCCAGGAGUUGAAGUCAAGAUUUUCGAUGCCAGUGACAGAGUAGGAGGCUCUGUGUACACUUACCGUUUCUCGUCUGAGCCAAAUCAGUAUUUUGAAGCUGGCGCUAUGAGAAUUCCAUGCAUUGAUAGUCACCGACCUGUAUUUUCACUCAUUGAGUUUCUCAACAAACAGUUCCCAGACGAUCCUAUUGAGCUGAUGGAUUUCAAGUAUUUGAGUUUAGAGGGAAACCGAGUUUUUGUCAACAAUACGAAACAGAAGAAUGGUUGCAUUAUGUCUGCUAAGUAUGCUGCUGAACACUACAAAGAGCUUGGAUUUCCGGAAGAUGCUGUAGCCGAUGGAGAAGCCAAUAAAUUAUAUCUUGAGGCACUGAAACCUCUCUCUGAAGCAUUUGAGACCAAUUUUGAAGCAUCUUUGAUGAAAUACCACGACAUGUCUUUUCGGGAAUACCUCUCUCGUGAUCUGGGUUGGAGUUCCAAGAAAAUCAACUAUGUUGAAGUUAUGUGUUGUCAGACCAACGACUUGCGUGAUGGACUGUUGGAACAGUUUUUCUUUGAUGGCAUUUUUGAUUUCCAGCUAACAUGGAAAACUAUCAAAGGAGGUAUGUCCAAGCUCCCAGAAUUGUGUGCUGAAGCCGUUCAAAGAAGAAAUGGAGUGAUUUUGUUAAACUCAAAAGUCGAGUCGCUAUCACAGUCAAAUCAGAGUGUUAAAAUUGGAUUUUCUCAACCCAAAACAAAAGAUCUGAUCUACGAAGAAUUUGAUGCUGUGAUUAUGGCUGUUCCUUUGCCUUUACUUCGUCUCAUUCCCGAAAGACCAUAUUUUGGUACGGACGCAGAACAAGCUAUGAGGGCAACGUUGUUUGAUCCUAUGAGUAAAUUUGGCUUGCGAUUUCACUCGAGAUUUUGGGAGCGACCUGAUUUAAACCCCCCACCCUCGUUUGGUGGUCAGUCAACGACAGACUUGCCAAUUCACUGGGUUAUAUAUCCUGACUACGGAGUGGGAGAAAAAGAAAAAGGAGUACUUCAUGUCUACAAUUGGAACAGUGACUCUAUGCAGUGGAGAAUUCUGUCGAAAGAGGACAAGAUAAAGAGGGCUCUGCACGAUCUUCAAUCACUCUAUCCGGAAGUGGACAUUGCCCAAGAAUACGCUGGAGGUGAACCAGGGAGUGAACAUUUCCUGAGCCAAGCUUUUGAAAUAGAUUGGUGGGGAAUGACAUUCUACCUGCCUGGACAGUUCCACGAGUUCUACCCUGCAAUGGUCAAGCCUCAAGGGAAUAUCUAUUUUGCUGGUGGGCAUCUGGCCAGCUCCCUUGCAUGGAUUGUGAGUGGACUGGAAUCGGCAAAGCGAGCGGUGUCGCUACUGGCAACCAAGUAUGGGAUCAAAGAUGUGGACUAUAUCAGAUAACUGUAUUGCUAUUUUGUGAUUAAAAACAAUGUUGAAUAAAAUG
Molecule: messenger RNA, 1681 nt
Organism: Halichondria panicea
Lineage: Eukaryota; Metazoa; Porifera; Demospongiae; Suberitida; Halichondriidae
Product: putative L-amino-acid oxidase YobN
Exons: 1
Coding region: 55-1638 (527 amino acids)
Molecular function (GO): oxidoreductase activity
Source: RefSeq, a predicted model, not a curated record